GUUGCCACACAGGGACGCUACGGCAGCUCCGAUUGGCUGACAGCUUACCUGUUGAUGUUCAGCGACACAGGACACAACUGGAGACAACACCGGCAGGAAGACAGCUUAGGGGUAACUCUACUGGCUUUUCCAGGUAACAGUAAUGCAGACACUGUGGUCCAAUACAAACUUAAACAGGCGGUGAUUGCUCGCUACCUCCGCCUGAUUCCUCUAGACUGGAACCCCACUGGGAGGAUUGGACUCAGACUGGAGAUAUAUGGAUGUCGAUAUACUUCUGACGUGGCCAACUUUGAUGGCAGCAGCAACCUGGUCUACAGGCUGAGUGUGAGGCCGAGCUGGGCAGCGAUGGAGGUCAUCUCUCUGAAGUUUAAAACCCUGACGAAUUCUGGGACACUGCUCCAUGCGGAGGGACAGAGAGAUCACAGCCUCACUCUGGUCUUGGAGAAAGGAAGGCUGCUGCUUUACCAUCAACAAGGUGUGAGUUCAUCCUCUAGCGGUCAGCUUCUUGUUUCUCUGGGAAGUCUGCUUGAUGAUCAGCACUGGCACCAUGUAAAGCUGGAGCGGCUCAGCACUCACCUCAAUCUCACCGUGGAUAAAAACACUCACCAGGUUCACAUACCGGCUGAGCUCAGCCACUGGGACAUUCACCAGCUAAGUCUGGGAGCAGCCCAGAGCCAUGGACUGCAGAAACCCAUUCUGUCCAACAGGAACUUCCAUGGCUGCCUGGAAAACCUACUGUACAACGACCUCAACCUGAUAGACCUGGCUAAAAAGAAGAACCACCAGGUCUCUGUAGUGGGCAAUGUGACCUUUUCUUGUGCUGAACCAGUUUCAGUCGCUGUGACGUUCAUUGACUCCCAGAGCUUCCUACAGUUGCCAGGACUAACAUCGUGGUCGUUAGGGGUUGUCUCUGUAGCUCUGCAGUUCCGGACAUGGAACAAGGCAGGGCUUCUCUUGACCUUUGACCUCCCGGAGCAGGAGGGCACAGUCUGGCUGUACCUAAGUGAGGCCAGACUCCGCCUGCAGAUCAAUAAAGCUGACAGGGCCCAGCUGGAGCUCAGUGCAGGCUCAGGUCUGAGUGAUGGUCAGUGGCAUUCUGUGGAGCUGAACUCCAGACAAGAUCAUCUGAGCAUCACAGUGGACAGAGAUGAAGGAGCCACUGCUCACACCAGCAUCCCACUUCCUCUAACCACAGACAGUCAACUCUUCUUUGGUGGUUGUCCUGUUCAGGAGAGCAGUCACAGUCAGGAGUGUAGGAACCCCUUCAAAGUUUUCCAGGGCUGUAUGCGUCUCUUGACUCUGGAUAACCAACUUGUUGACCUGAUCAAGGUGCAGCAAAGGUUGCUGGGAAACUACAGCCACUUGCAGAUUGACAUGUGUGGCAUCAUCGACAGGUGCUCCCCCAGUCAUUGUGAACACGGAGGUAGAUGUACUCAGUCAUGGACUACCUUCCACUGUAACUGCUCCAACAGCGGCUACAGAGGAGCCACCUGCCACAGCUCGACAUACAAACAGUCAUGUGAGGCGUACAAACACAAAGGCAACACAUCAGGACAUUAUUACAUAGACGUAGACGGCAGUGGACCAAUCAAACCCCAGCUCAUCUACUGUAACAUGACAGAGGACAAGGUAUGGAUGGUGAUCCAGCAUAAUAACACAGAACUGACCAGAGUUCAUUCAUCCCCUGAGAGAAACCAACAUUUAACUCACUUUGAAUACGCUUCUGAAGAGGAGCAGUUAGCAGCCAUCAUCAGCCAAUCCGAGCACUGUGAGCAGGAACUGUCCUACCACUGCAGGAAGUCCCGGCUCCUCAACACACCGGAGGGUGCUCCAUUCAGCUGGUGGUUGGGAGGUCCGGGUCUGGGUCAGGUCCAGGCAUACUGGGGUGGGGCUAUGCCGGGCAGCCGGCAGUGUGCCUGUGGUCUGCAGGACAACUGUUUGGAUUCACAUCACUACUGCAACUGCGAUGCUGACUACGACCAAUGGGCUGAUGAUUCAGGCCUGCUCAUCCAUAAGGAGACCCUCCCAGUCAGGUCUCUGGUGCUGGGUGACAUCCAGCGGCCGGGGUCAGAGGCUGCCUACAGGGUGGGACCUCUCCGUUGUCAUGGAGAUAAAAACUUCUGGAACGCUGCAUUUUUUGACAAGGAGACAUCUUACCUUCACUUUCCAACCUUCCACGGCGAGCUGAAUGCAGACAUUUCCUUCCUGUUUAAAACAACAUCCUCCUCUGGGGUCUUCAUGGAAAAUCUAGGCAUUAAGGACUUCAUCCGGAUCGAACUCAGCUCCUCCUCAGAGGUUGUCUUCUCUUUUGACGUGGGAAACGGGCCGCUGGAGGUGCGAGUGGAGACGAGCAUCCCGCUGAAUGACAACCGGUGGCACAGCGUGCAAGCCGAGAGAAAUGUGAAGGAAGCAUCACUACGUGUCGACGAGUUUCCUGCCGCCACGCAGGAGGCCCCUGCAGAUGGACACAUUCAUCUGCAGCUCAACAGCCAGUUAUUCAUAGGAGGCACUGCAUCCAGACAGAAAGGCUUCCUGGGCUGCAUCCGUUCUCUGCAGCUGAAUGGCGUAACUCUGGACCUGGAGGAAAGGGCAAAGAUCACCCCAGGGGUCCGACCUGGAUGCCCAGGACACUGCAGCAGCUACAGCUCGCUGUGCCAGAACCAGGGUCGCUGUGUGGAGAGAACCAGUGGUUUCUCCUGCGACUGUGGCCAGUCAGCCUACACUGGAUCCUUCUGUCAUAAAGAGGUUUCAGCCAGCUUUAAGUCGACCACGUCUAUCGCCUACAUCCUGAAGGAGCCCUAUGAACUGAGCAGGAACAGCAGUGCCUCGCCUUCCGCCAUCUACUCUGAUAUGACACUGAGAGGUGAAAAUAUCUCCUUGAGCUUCAGGACGAACCAGAGUCCUGCGCUGCUGCUCUAUGUAAACUCUUUCUACAGGGAGUACCUGGCCCUGCUUAUCAACAAACAUGAUGAGCUGGAAGUGAGGUACAAGCUGUAUAGCAGCAGAGAUGUGGAGGUGCUGGGGAGCAGAAUCACGAACUUGGCUGAUGGACGUCUGCACACAGUGACCAUCAGGAGACUGGCUGACACUGUCACUGUUCAGAUUGACCAGAAUGCCAGAGAGGACUUCAACUUGACAUCUGAUGUGGAAUUAAAAAGCAUCAAAUCACUCAUUCUGGGCAGAGUGCAGGAGUCUGAUGAUUUGGAUGUAGAGCUGGCCGGGCUGGCCUCUCUUGGGUUCACUGGCUGUCUGUCAGGUGUUCGUUUUAACUCCAUCAGUCCUCUGAAAGCUGCUCUGCUGCACCCCGACAGCCCUGUUAUUGUCACCGGCCCAUUGGCCCAGUCGAGCUGUGGUUCCUCCUCUCCAGCUAAUCCCUACGCUGCAGAAACUACACACUCCUUAUCAGACCAACCUGGAUCAGUAGAUCCAGGUCAACCUUUAGUCAAUGCCAUCAGGAGUGACUCAGCUCUAAUCGGAGGGUUGAUCGCUGUGGUGAUUUUCAUCGCUGUGUCUGCCUUGGCGAUAAUGGCCAGAUUCAUUUGCAGCAGGAAAGAGACGUAUCGAAACCAAGAAGUCAAAGCAACGCAGCCUGAAGAUGGCCAUGAGUUCCCCUUCAGCAGCCAGGCGGACUCCCAGAGUGCUCCCACUGAAAACCAAAAGGAGUAUUUCAUUUAGCAGGAUCCCUGACGUCCCACUGACCUUACAGGACAGAGCGGGAUGAUUUAACAAGCGCUCAGGGCUUUACUUGGCACACAGAGCCCUUCAGCCCAGGUACCAGUGGAUCAACAAGAUGUGAAGUCAAACAGAACAAUUCAUGAUUUUCUGCAUUUCCUUUUUGCUGUAAUUUUGAUGUAAAUAUUUAAAAAUGUAAAUGGUAAUUUGUGUGCUUCUAAUAAUAUUUCUCUGCCAUAUUGAAAUGUUUAAAAUAAUUUAUUAAAAGGAAACAUGCAGAAUAGAUGUGAUGAUCAAAACAACUAUGUUCCAGUUAAACUAGACUUUUCGACUUUGUGUUAAUUUAUAAAAAGCACUUUUUCUACGAGGACAAUGACCCUUCUGUGAAAUUUGAGAUGUCAGAGCCAUAAACUAUGUGUCAAAAUAUGAGAAGACGAAUUCAACUGAUCGGAGGAUUGACGUGUACUUCAUAUCUACACAUAAGAGUUCAGCCAAAGCACAGUCUUAAAAUCAACUAAAAUUAAUCUGUUAUAACUUUCAACACUUGCUGUAUAUAUAAAUACAAAAUUAAAGUCACUCUAAAAGCGUAACUUCCACACUGUGUGUUUGAGUUAGUGAGAAAGCUUUUAUGUUACUUGCUGUGCUUUUUCUUUUUAUCAUGAGGAAAAUAAAAGCUUUACAAUGAGA
Messenger RNA from Micropterus dolomieu (smallmouth bass), 4359 nucleotides. Its product is annotated as contactin-associated protein-like 4. The record is from RefSeq and is a predicted model, not a curated record. The coding region runs from base 55 to 3675 and encodes 1206 amino acids. NCBI's taxonomy places the organism in Eukaryota, Metazoa, Chordata, Actinopteri, Centrarchiformes, Centrarchidae. The transcript is spliced from 22 exons.